Molecule: messenger RNA, 2666 nt
Organism: Raphanus sativus (radish)
Lineage: Eukaryota; Viridiplantae; Streptophyta; Magnoliopsida; Brassicales; Brassicaceae
Exons: 5
Coding region: 1-2427 (808 amino acids)
Source: RefSeq, a predicted model, not a curated record
AUGGUUAAUAAAAAUGUACUAGCAAUAUGUCUGAUGUUUCUAGUAGCAUCAAGUGUGGUGUACGAGGCGCAAGGAACGUUCUUGCUAAAGAUGUACUUGAGGAGGAAAUUCGUACGAAGGGCCACGGACUUUACACCAUUCGCAUGCAACGGUAUGUUACUUUUGACGAGUACACUUCGUCGUGGGUGUCCCGCGACUAGAGAGUUCAAGAAAUUCUUUUCACUCUUCACGUCUUACGUGAAAUUCAUCAGCAAUGCCUCGGCCACCACAUCGGAAAGCACCGAUACUCAGCUAACAACAAAAGUUGAUGCCCUCACAAAUGCUAUAUCUGUAUUGACUGGUGCUAAAAGCGGAUCGAAUUCAAAUUUUAGAGAGACCAUGCUGUCAAUGGGAAAGACUUUGAUGGAGCAGAAGAGGAGUAGUUCAGAGCGCAUGACACUUCAGCAAAAGAAAGUGUUGGUCGUGGCUAUGGUGCAAUGGGCUAAAACGGUAGUUACAUUGGUGAAAACAGCCGUGGAGACAGCAGGAAAGUCUAUCGAUGUAUCAAAUCUAGGGCUUGACGUGGAUGUUAACGCCGUUGUUGGAAGUGGAAGUAAUGAAAGCCCACAAAGCGGUUCCCCUGGCAGUAAUAGUGAUAGUGGGACUACAAGUGGAAGCCAAAACACCGAUUCCACUUCCACUGGAAGCAAUACUAAUUCAGGUUCAAUCACUUACGAUGACACUACCGGCGAAGGUUUAGGCAGUCCGAGUGGAAGUCCCACAGGCAGUGCAUGUGGCUCAACUCCUGCUAGUGCUGAAGUAUCUGAAAAUGAAAGCUCAAGUGCUAAGGGAGAUUCGUCUACUAUGACACAAUCCACCGGUACAACUACAAACAGCCCGAGUGGCACAACCACAGGGAGUCCAAGUGAAAGUCCCACGGACAGCCCGAGUGUACAACCACAGAAAGCCCUAGUGAAACAACUACAGAGAGCCCAGGUGGAAGUUCCACGGACAGCCCGAGUGGCACAACCACAGAGAGCCCGAGUGAAAAUCCCACGGACAGCCCGAGUGGCACAACCACGGGGAGCCCAAGUGAAAGUCCCACGGAUAGCCCGAGUGGUACAACCACAGAGAGCCCUAGUGAAACAACCACAGAGAGCCCCAAUGAAAGUUCCACGGACAGCCGAGUGCACAACCACAGAGAGCCCGAGUGAAAAUCCCACGGACAGCCCGAGUGGCACAACCACGGGGAGCCCAAGUGAAAGUCCCAUGGACAAAUCGAGUGGUACAACCACAGAGAGCCCUAGUGAAACAACCACAGAGAGCCCAAGUGAAAGUUCCACGGACAGCCCGAGUGGCACAACCACAGAGAGCCCGAAGAGCCCUAGUGAAACAACCACAGAGAGCCCAAGUGAAAGUUCCACGGACAGCCCGAGUGGCACAACCACAGAGAGCCCGAGUGAAAAUCCCACGGACAGCCCGAGUGGUACAACCACAGACAGCUCGAGUGGUACAACCACUGACAGCCCGAGUGGAAGUCCCACAGACAGUCCGAGUGGAAGUACCACGGACAGUCCGAGUGGAAGUCCCAUGGACAGCAAUUCUGGUACAACCACAGACAGCCUGACUGGUACAAACACGGAAAGCCCGAGUGGAAGUCCCGCAGACAGCUCUUCUGGUACAACUACGGGCAGCCCGAGUGAUACAACCACUGACAGCCCGAGUGGUACAACCACUGACAGUCCGAGUGGAAGUCCCACGGAUAUCCCGAGUGGAAGUUUUACGGACAGUACUGGUAUAACCACUGACAGUCCGAGUGGAAGUCCCACGGACAGCCCAAGUGAAAGUCCCACAGAUAGCCCUUCUGACUCAAAAUCUGCUAGUGGUGAAAACUCUGCCAAAGAAGUCGAAAUUCAAACAUCCAAAGAAGCAAGGUCGUUCAUUCAUGCCUUAGAGAAGAAGUACGCAGGAACAGUAGAACUCGAUACGUUCUUCGAGAAACUCAAGACUUCCAUGUCUGCUUCCACAAAGAUAUCUAACACUGACGAAAAACGUUUCGUUUCUAAAAUGAAUUCUGCUGUUAGUUCUGUGUCCGAAGCCGCAUCUACUGUUAGUUCAAAGUUAGCCAAAUCACCAGAGGCGAAGAGCCGCAUGAAAUCUUCCAAAGAACAAUUGAUGAAGACUUUCAAAGAACUAGAAGACCUUAACAGUAAAAUAGUGAGCGAAAAUAAAGGCAAAACAGUGUCGUCCACACAACACUCAGAGCUUAAACAGGCACUCAGUAAAUGGGAACAAGUCACCACCCAGUUUGUGGAGAAUCUUACCUCUUCAAGUUCUUCAUCUUCAUCUUCAUCUUCCUCUCAGUCUCAGAAAUCUCAACAGUCUAAACAAUCUCAUGAGUCUCAACAGUCUCAGCAGGGCAGUACCAUGAAGACUCAGACCAAUUGAUGCGACUCAAAUCAUCAAGAAAGACAAACUAGUACAGCCAUAUAUGAUAAUUAGUAACCAACUAGAGGUUUUUGUUUCUUUCAAUAAGACUAAUUAGAUCGGUGUAGGCAAGCAAUGUCUACCUAUAGACCGACGUAUGCAAAUAAUGUAUACUGUAUGCGCUCUCUCUGUGCUUUACAAAGAGAAGUAAGCGAGACACAAAAGGGAUUUUGAAUAGUUUUUUUUUUUGUGUUCCUACC